CGUUGCCCCCGGAUAUGGUUCUUGAAUUGAGAGAUUUCUGUAUGCGUAUAAAAGGAAAAGGAGUGGAGUCAGCUGUUCAUUGAUUACUAUUGAACCGUUGUCAUAACUACCAAAUAUAUAGCGUUAUUUAAAUGUAUGCAUGUGUGUAAUAUGUAAUAUAACUUCAUUGAAAUAUGAGUCGAACAGCAAAACGAGAAUUGAACAGAGAUUAAACGUAACCUUGCAUUGCUCGAACAAAUUUUAAAUAAAUUUUUAUUGAAACAAUGUCGGUGGAUCAUAACGAAAAAUAUAUUUUCGAGGCUGAGUGGUACGAUAAAAUAGCCAGCAUCUUGAAGAAUUUUUAUUUAUACUAUUAUCCGUACGACAAUACCGUUGAAUUGUUCGAUAUAAAAGCGAAAAAAACAUUUUUGAGGAGAACGAAAUGCGACGGCAUAAAGGCAGAGGAUUUUUACGUUGGCGCUAUCGUAACGAUUUUUUCACGAAAUAUAAAAAUAACGGAUUAUGCGGACUGUGCUACGCGAAAGAAAUUGCAAACGAAAAUGCAGAAAACAUUUGCGAUGGUAAAGACAGAUGCGCUUGACCAUUUGGGAGAGAUAUUGAAACGAAUAGUCUCCUGUGACUUUCACAUUGCCAACAUUAAAAUGGUCAAACUGACCCAGGAGGAGGCAACAGCGUUCUGCGAAGACAGGGAGAGCACGGAUACAACGUACGUUGUAAAUUAUCUUAUCUCAGGUCCUGUUGUAGCUUUAGAAAUAUUGGGUGAUCAUGCAAUUACACGUUGGCUAGAAUUAAUUGGACCAGACGAUAGCGAGGAAGCUCGUUCUAAAGCUCCGAAAUCUCUCAGAGCUUGUUAUGGUAAAGACAGCAUUCACAAUGGUUUGCACGGUUCUCUAACCGAGGAAAAUGCAAAAAAAGAAUUACAAUUCUUCUUUCCCGACUCAAAAAGUAAAAAGAAGGGGCCAUCGAAUACAGCUACUUUAAAAGACUGCACUUGUUGCAUUAUUAAACCACACGCUGUCCAAGCUAAGCUAGCAGGGAACAUUAUUAACGACAUUCAAAAAGCUGGUUACACAAUUUCUGCUCUACAACAAUUUAAUGUUAAUCCAUUUGAUGCGGAAGAGUUCUUAGAAGUCUAUAAGGGUGUACUCUCUGAUUACGGGGCCAUGGUGGGAGAACUUCAAUCUGGACCAUGCAUCGUAAUGGAACUAAAGCACAAAGAUCAGACAUUCGAUGUACAAGGAGAAUUUAGGAAAUGGUGCGGUCCUAUGGAUCCGGAUAUAGCAAGGCAAGUUAGACCGAACACCCUUCGAGCUAAAUACGGGAAGACAAAAGUACAAAAUGCUAUACACUGUUCCGAUUUACCCGAAGAUGGAAGUUUAGAGGCGGAAUACUUUUUCAAGAUCCUUGAUAACAGUUAAACACGUCAACAACAACGCAACAAAUACCACCAGUUGCCUUGAAUAAGGAACAAUAAUUGUAUUGAUUUUUGAUCCAAUUACCAAUAAUAAUGUAAAGGCUAUUUCCACUUUUUUACAAUAAACAAUAUUUAUGGAA
Molecule: messenger RNA, 1554 nt
Organism: Megalopta genalis
Lineage: Eukaryota; Metazoa; Arthropoda; Insecta; Hymenoptera; Halictidae
Gene: nmdyn-D7
Product: nucleoside diphosphate kinase homolog 7
Biological process (GO): UTP biosynthetic process; CTP biosynthetic process; GTP biosynthetic process
Cellular component (GO): axonemal microtubule; centrosome
Molecular function (GO): nucleoside diphosphate kinase activity; ATP binding
Source: RefSeq, a predicted model, not a curated record